AUGAGCACUGGUUCAGAGAACGAUCAGAUGUCUACUAAUUCAGCAGCACAGGCAAAGAGUACAGACACACAGAAGGCGGCAGCCUUUCUGGCUGGUCUUUCCUUGUACCAGAUGAUUCAUGUUGCAAUAUCGGCCGGCAACUUUACGGUAGGAAGGUUUCAAAUUCCUCAGAAAUACGUCAGCCUGUACAUUAACAGAAUGAUUAUUUCGAAUAGAGUCUUCUCAUUGAUUGGGAUUAUACUUACUACGGCCUAUGAACAGUUUGAUGGACCUGGUAUUCCUAAGUUGAACAUUGGUCUGUUUGGACUUCUAUUAUUAUCUCACAUAACCUUGUUUCUUACAUAUUGUUCAGGAGGAGCUCAGGGUCAUAUUACGCUAUACUACUGGAUUGUUGUCGUAGUGGCUUUUAUCAUUGGAUUGUGUUUUGUGUUCACUGUUAAGUUGGCCAGUAAUGCAAUCAUUUAUCUUCUUGCGGCACUGCCCAUAUCCGGAAUUCUGGCAUCCUCCUAUCACAUAUCGUUCAUACUCAUUUCUCAGUAUUUUAACGUCUCAAACGUAUAUUACUGGUUGGUGUUUUGGCAACAUAUUUGUGCGAUAUCAUUGAUAUCAGUUACCACCGUGAUAUGGGCAUUUGCGUAUGGAAGUGGUAGUCAACCUCAACAACAGCAACAACAAACAAAUGGAGGUGGAGAGUUCUUGAAAUCAUUACACAAUGCAAUAUCUCCACUAUUAUUGGUUGCAUUUGGGUACGGUAUACAGAACAUGUUCUAUCCCUCCGUGGCUCCAUACAAAAUCAUUGGCAUAGACAAGGGUUACAAGAUUGAUGUGGCGGUUUUAUUCACGAGUGCUGUACCACCAUUGAUCUUCUUGGGUCUGAUCUCCAAAGGAAAGGGUCCAAACAAGCCAUGGAAGAAUGAUAAUAAUCAAGCCCAGUUGUGGCAUGGAGCUUGGGCAUUCUUCGGAAUACAAGUGAUUUGUGGAAUACUCUUCUUUUCCACUCUGCAUUACCCAAAUAGUACUCUGCCAAGAAGUAUAAGAAAUAGCAUUUGGGGUCUCGGAUUCUUCACAGUACUCUACGAUUUCUCCGCACAGAUGACUAGAUGUAUAGGAAGUAACGGAGUUGAUAAACAGAAGGGUAAAUCCGCUGCUAAGAUGAAUACACUCAACUCCUUUUUGUACUCAUUCACCCAGGUCAUCUUUGCCUUUCUAGGAGACGGAUAUAUUAGAACAUAUCGCAAAGCAGAGGAAAGUUCAGAUUUAUGGCCAACUGCUCACUAUACCAAUAAAAGAGCAUUCUGGUUCUGGACCUGGAGUACAACAAAAGUGGCUUUAGGAACGCUAAAAGGCGCAUUCAGCACAGAUGUUAGGGCUGAGAUUCUUGUUAAAAAGGAGCAUCUCUUUAUUGUAUAUGAAGAUGGUCCACCUGAAGACGAUGAUCCCUUCUUUGAUCUACCAUUUAUUCACAAUACGGAAUCCUCUAAAGAUAAUCACAGUUUCAAGGGAGUAUACAUUUUAACACAUUCCUCCCUAACACAAAUGUAG
Molecule: messenger RNA, 1542 nt
Organism: Theileria equi strain WA
Lineage: Eukaryota; Apicomplexa; Aconoidasida; Piroplasmida; Theileriidae
Exons: 1
Coding region: 1-1542 (513 amino acids)
Source: RefSeq, a predicted model, not a curated record